Molecule: messenger RNA, 2159 nt
Organism: Mus musculus (house mouse)
Lineage: Eukaryota; Metazoa; Chordata; Mammalia; Rodentia; Muridae
Product: RIKEN cDNA 9130008F23 gene
Exons: 2
Coding region: 23-568 (181 amino acids)
Source: RefSeq, marked validated
AGAACUGAAGAAACGUGGACGCAUGAACUAUCUACCCUCCGGGAUGGAGCUGGGCAGACCCCAAGGGCGCUCUGAGUGCUCUCCGCGCCGGGAGGGGUGUGGGCCACCCUUGGAUUCUGGCUCCCCUAAUCCUGCGCUGGCGGAGGCGGGAAGUGCCCAAUCAAUAGCAAGUGGGAACUUGAGAAAGCAGAAGGGAAAGAAUUUGGAUUGCCAGUCCUGGGUCAGAGAGAAAGUGCUCUUUCUUCUGCACCCGGAGAGGUGGUUGGGAACACAGGCGGACUCUGCUUGCGCAGGGCUGGUGGACAGCGAGAACCUUCCCCCGACGAUUGGAGACCACUACGAUUCCAAACGGAAACCAAAGCUUUCCCGCAGGCGCAUUGCCACGGCCCCGGGGGCCCAGCCCGAGGACCCCGAAAACACACCCAGGUCCCUGUUGGUGCGGGUCGUGGAUUACCAGGUGACACAGGAGGUGCUGUGGACCGCAUGGACCAAGGGGAGUAUGACCACGAGGACCGAGGAGCGUUCUGUGACCGCAGUCACCUUUCGGACACAGAGGGAGAGGGAGUGACACAGCUUAUGGGGCACCGGAGCCACAGCCAAACCCCUAUCCUAUCGCCAAGGACCUGAUGCUCGAAGGACGUUAAACACACAGAUCUCUGGAGCCUGAGAAAUGUUCCAGGACAGUGGUUGCGGGGGAAAAUGCUUGAAGAACAAAUUUUAAGCUGCUUGAGAUGUUCUCUGUGGCUUGAGUGUCUCACAAUGAUUAAGGAGAAGAAAAGGUGAAGAACAUUUUCCUUUCCUGUCUCAGAAGAGCAUCUGAACUUGUCCUCGGUACCAAGGAAUCUCUCCAACAACUGGGUCUUGAUUCUAUGACUUAACCUUCAUCGCACAGAAAAAACAAGUUUAUCUAAAAUUAUGGUUGUUAGAUUAAUUACAUCAAAGACUCCCCGAGGGUCCAUUUGGGUACAUUAUGACUGCUACAAAUGUCCAAGUCACAUAAUUACCACAGAUCAAGCAAGUGUCUACCUCCAUUUUAUUAAUAUGUGUUUUUUGUCUUAAUUGGUUGAGGUCAUGGCUCACUGGCUAGCCCAGGCUUACUUUGGACUUGGUGUCUAGCCUGUGAUGGCUAACCUUGAUACCUUUCCAUGUCAGCUUCCCACAUAUCAGGACGAUAGUAUGUGCCAGAAUGCCUGACUGCCACCUCUCUCUAGUAUUUUUAUUCACAUCUGUUAUUACCUGUGAUAUUCAAUACAUUUGACCCGCGGUUGUAUUGAGGGGCCAUAUCAUCUGUUUCUAUUAAAACUCACUGUGAUUCUUUUUUCCUAAGCUUUUUUAAUUUUAAAUGUGCAUGAGUGUUUGCCUGCAUGAGUAUAUGUAUACAGUGUGCAUGCUAGCUGCCCACAAAGAACAAAACAAUGUAUUAGAGUCCCUAAAAUUGGAGUAUAGGUGGUUGUGAGCCUCCAUAUGGAUGCUGGAAACUGAGCUUGAACCCUCAGAGAGUAUAGGCAGUGUUCUUAACCACUGAGCUAUUUGUCCAGUCCUGAUGUAAGAGUCUAAAAAUUGCUGAAGGAAGACUUCAGACUCACAUAGUAUGCAAAAACAAAGAGUGUUUAUUCUACAGAAACAUCUAGCAUGGGGUUGUGGGGGUGGGACGGGAGCGGUGGGGUCAGUCAUUCUCCAAAAUGAUCACCCCAGACAAAGGCAUUUGGGCCUUCUUAUAGGGAGCCAGGGUAACUCUCUAGAAGGAUUAGGUAAUCUAAAAUUUCAUUGGUGGAUGCUAGGGGGUUACAGGUGGUCAGUGGUGUGCAUUCCUAUAUCAUGAACAUUUAACCGUGUGAUAAAAUGGGGCUUCCCAGGGCAUAUGGCCUUUUCUGAGAUAUGAUACUUCCCCAUUUUUGUGGUUAUCUCCAGGAUGUCCUUCAGAGGAGGUUUUAUAAUUUUGUUCUGGGUUUUAUGGUCUGUCCCUGGAGCUGGUGUCUUAUGGCCUAGUUUCUGGGACUUAGGUCUAUUCUAGGAGUAGUGCCAUACAGCAUUUUUUUUCAAAAUCAAGUCUGGUUCUUUAAUGGAGACAAAUGGGGUUAACUUUGUCCUUUCACUGAACAUGACCCUUAAGAGAAUAAAGGAUAAGCUUUAUUUGCAAAAUAAAAUGUUGUGGCUGG